Messenger RNA from Thermochaetoides thermophila DSM 1495, 2496 nucleotides. RefSeq names its product hydrolase-like protein. The transcript has a single exon. Gene Ontology annotation, molecular function: alpha-glucosidase activity. Lineage: Eukaryota; Fungi; Ascomycota; Sordariomycetes; Sordariales; Chaetomiaceae. The coding region runs from base 1 to 2496 and encodes 831 amino acids. Gene Ontology annotation, biological process: N-glycan processing; carbohydrate metabolic process. The record is from RefSeq and is a predicted model, not a curated record.
AUGGCUGACAGAUACUCAUUCCCCUGCAAACCAGAAGCAAAUCCCAAAGCCAUCGUCACAGGCGGCAGCAGUGACUCAUACUACCGAUUCACCGUCUUGACCGAGAGGCUCCUGCGCUUCGAGUGGUCCAAAGACGGCGGCUUCGAGGACCGUGUUUCUACAUUUGCCCUGUUCAGAUGGUUCGAGACGCCCCAGUACCAAAUCGUAGACAAAAAAGACAGCCUGCAGAUCAUAACGGACUUCUUCCAUCUUACCUACGAUAAAAAGAAAUUCUCAUCUUCCGGACUCACCGUCAAGGUUGGCAAUGAUGUCUGGUCCUACGACGGCAACUGCUACGGCGAUCUAGGCGGCACAACCAGGACCCUGGACGGAGCCUACGGCCGUGUCAAACUAGAGCCCGGAGUCCUCUCCCGCAAAGCCUAUGCUGUCCUUGAUGACAGCAAGUCCAUGCUGUUCGAGAAUGGGUGGAUUGCUACUCGUGUCCCUGGCCGCAUCGAUGGCUACCUGUUCGCGUACCAUGGCGACCACAAGGCCGCCAUCAAAGACUUUUACCGUCUGUCUGGCAACCAGCCCAUCCUGCCGCGCUGGACCCUGGGCAAUUGGUGGUCUCGCUAUCACGCAUACAGCGCAGACGAGUACCUGGAGCUUAUGGAUCGCUUCAAAAGCGAGGGGAUCCCACUUACUGUUGCCGUUAUCGACAUGGACUGGCACAAGGUAAAUAUUCCUCCACAGUACGGCUCCGGGUGGACCGGCUACAGCUGGAACCGCGAGCUCUUUCCCGACCCCAAUGGCUUUCUCAGCGAGUUGCACAAGCGUAACUUGAAAGUAACCCUCAACGACCACCCGGCCGACGGCAUUCGCUCAUUUGAGGAUCAGUAUGAGCUUGUAGCCAAGGCCCUCGGCCACGACACCUCCAAGGGAGAGCCCAUCCGCUUCGAUUGUUGCGACCGUAAGUUUCUGGAUGCCUAUUUUGACGUCCUGAAGCUCAACCUUGAGAAGCAAGGCGUAGACUUUUGGUGGAUUGACUGGCAGCAGGGCACGCGGUCCCGCAUUCCUGGCGUCGAUCCCUUGUGGGUGCUCAAUCAUUAUCACUAUCUGACCAGCCGCCGCAAUAUCAAAGUCCUAGAACAGCCCAUCACCUUCUCGCGCUAUGCUGGCCCGGGAUCUCAUCGUUACCCCAUUGGGUUCUCCGGGGACACCCAGAUUACCUGGGCCGGGUUGGAGUUCCAACCCGAAUUCACAGCGACUGCCUCCAACAUCGGAUACGGUUGGUGGAGUCAUGAUAUUGGCGGACAUUGGGGAGGCGUACGCUCCAACCAACUGAUGGUGCGCUGGGUCCAACUGGGCUGUUUCUCGCCCAUUCUACGAUUGCACUCAAGCAAGAACCUGUGGAACUCGAGAGAGCCAUGGAAGUACGAAACGACAGCCCACCAGAUCAUCAAAAACUUCCUCAUCCUACGCCAUCGCCUGAUCCCAUAUCUUUAUACCAUGAACAUCCGUGCUAGCUACGAGGGUGAGCCGCUCAUCCAGCCCAUGUACUGGAAUCACACCGACAACGAAGCAUACACCGUCCCAACACAGUAUUACUUCGGCACCAGCCUAAUCGUAGUGCCCAUCACCUCGCCCCAAAACGCCACUACCUUGUUAGGCAGCGUACGCGCCUGGCUCCCACGGGGCCGUUUCGUGGAUAUCUUCAACCCUCAACUCGUCUACGACGGAGAUCGUUACAUCCAACUCCAUCGCGAUCUCUCUCACAUUCCCGUUCUCGCCAAAGAGGGCACCAUCAUUCCUCUGGACGGCAACCCAAAGCUCACCAACGGCGCCGCCCGUCCAACCGAAAUCACUCUCUUGCUGGUCGUCGGCGCAGACGCUCACUUCGAGCUGGUUGAAGAACCAGAUACUAGUGACCACGGUUCCAAAAACUCCCAGCCCCCUCUGUCCUCAUUCUCUCGCACACCCCUCAAUUGGAAUCAGAAGUCUGGUAUCCUCACCAUCGGUCCGGAAUGGAAAGGAACCGGGUGCUGGCGCCAGUGGACUGUCAAGUUAGUUGGGCAUACAAACACCAAUGUCCAGGCCCGGGUUCCCGGGUUCCGGGUUACCCAGGAUGAGAAUUCCACGACGAUUUGCCUUGGAAAUGUCCAUCGGUGGAACCCGGACGGGUUUGAGAUCUUUCUAGGUGAAGAUUUGCAAUUAGAUGUCGUUGAUGUGAAGGCCAGGGUGUUUGAGAGGAUUCAUAAAGCCGAGAUGGAGUAUGAAGCCAAAGAUUCUGUGUGGGAUGCUGUUAGUGACCGGUCAGGGGAUAAAAUCCAAAGACGGGUGGAGAGGUUGAUGGGCACGAACGUAUCUGCUGCGUUAAAGAACGCCGUCAUGGAAGUUUGGGCUGCCGAUGGAAGGUCAGAAGGAAGUGCUAAAGGCCAUGAAGUGUGGGCAGACAGGACUUGCGAGCCAGAUGAUGAUGAACUUGAUGAAGUUUUGAAGGAUUAUAUUAUUGUCUAA